Austrofundulus limnaeus is the source of this 1583-nucleotide messenger RNA. It is a transcript of the gene mtx2, whose product is annotated as metaxin 2. Gene Ontology annotation, cellular component: SAM complex; cytoplasm. The transcript is spliced from 10 exons. Gene Ontology annotation, biological process: mitochondrion organization. The record is from RefSeq and is a predicted model, not a curated record. Bases 112 to 891 code for a protein of 259 amino acids. Lineage: Eukaryota; Metazoa; Chordata; Actinopteri; Cyprinodontiformes; Rivulidae.
UCAAAGACGGACCCUAUGCUUGUCCUUAACCUGGAAUGAAGCAGAAGCACCAUUGAGCGAUUGUCUCUGACAGUGAAUACAGUGCAGCAGUAUUAGUGUCAUAAUAUCAACAUGUCUCUGGCGGCGGAGGCUUUCGUGUCGCAGAUGGCAGCUGCUGAGCCUUGGCCUGAAAAUGCUACUUUAUACCAACCGCUGAAGGAGGAUCAGAUUCUGCUCUCAGACCACGCAUCAUCUAUUGCUGUUCAGGCCUACCUCAGGAUGUGUAGUCUCCCGGUGCAGGUGGUUUGCAGAGCAAAUGCUGAAUAUAUGUCACCUUCAGGUAAAAUUCCCUUCAUCAAUGUUGGGAACCAAGUGGUGUCAGAACUGGGUCCGAUUGUGCAAUUCACCAAAGCAAAGGGUCACUCUCUGAGUGACAGUUUAGACGAUGUUCAGAGAGCUGAGAUGAAAGCGUACAUGGAGCUUGUUAACAACAUGCUGCUGACAGCUGAGUUGUACAUUCAGUGGUGUGACGAUGCAACAGUUGCUGAGAUUUCCCACCCCCGAUACAGCAGCCCAUACUCGUGGCCUCUCGGUAAAAUCCUGGCCUAUCAGAAGCAGUGGGAGGUUCGCAGGAAGAUGAAUGCCAUCGGCUGGGGAGGGAAAACACUCGAGCAGGUUUAUGAAGAUGUAAAUCAGUGCUGCCAGGCCCUCUCUCAGAGGCUCGGGACGCAGCCGUACUUUUUUAACAAACAGCCUACAGAGCUGGACGCGCUGGUGUUCGGUCACCUCUUCAGCAUACUGACCACCAGACUGACCAGCAACGAGCUGGCAGAGAGGGUCAAGAGCUACAGCAACCUGCUGUCUUUCUGCAGGCGCAUCGAGCAGACCUACUUUGAAGACAAGAGCUCUUAAAAGACUAAAAAAAUGACGUCAUCUUGUACAUUCUGUAUUUCCUGUUCUCAUUCCUUUGGUGCACAUAGCAGCUAAAAACCUUGUCACUGUCACCUGAAUGAAUGCAUCAAAGUGGGAGUUGUUUAACAUAAUUCCAGCACCAAAAUCCCAUAAAAUCACAGCAAAUCCCCUUUUCCACGAUAAUUAUCAGCAUAUUUGUUUUAAAAAAAGAGAUUUCUCCCUCUCAGAAAGCUUGCAGGGUUUAAAUGUCUGGGUUAAAGGCAUACCAGCUGAAUAGUUUAUGAAAUGGAGGCUUUUGCUUAUUUAUUUACGCUGUACUUUUCUACAGUUUGCACUCAUAUUUUGCUGGAUUGCCAUCUCCAUUUCCAUUCAUCGUGCUUUUUCAGUCUCCCACACACUUUAUAAAGCAGCGUAUGGAUUUCCCAGCUGUGCAACAUGACCGACUUUCAGAAGGCAGAACUCCACUUGACCCCAGUUUGAGGUCAAAUGGUACGCAUUUUAUUUUCCUCCUGGGGCACUUGUAAGCUUGUAAGAAAUGCAAAUCAGUCUUGGCAAAAGCAAGAGCAUUUUUUUUAAUGUACGUAAAAAUGAUUUUAGGGAUGUCCGUUGAGUUUUUCCACAUGGUUUUGUUUGUGUUAAAAGUGCCUACGAUCGACAUUCAGCCCUCAAUAAAACAUGGUUCAACUCCGAAA